UUCCCUUUAAGACAAAACAUAACAACUCAACAGCUGAUACAAAACAUGGCGGCGGUAAACACCGACUCGAAAGCCACCGGAGAGCAGAUUAAAGCCAUUUUGCGCCGCUGCAGAGGUCGCCCCCGGCUGACGGACGCGGACCGGGCGCAGCGGCGACUGGAAUCGCGGAAGAAGUACGACGUGCGGCGCGUUUAUCUGGGAGAAGCACACCAGGUGUGGAGCGAGCUGCGCCGGCGCACGAGCCUGAGCGACGCUGGGCUCGCGGAGUAUUUAAUCCUGCUCAAUUCGGCAUAUGGAGAAAAAUACCAGCAGAAAUACGGCAGGAGGAAAUCCAUUCCUGAACAAUGCAGCAGUCACAGGAAAGGGAAGAAGGUGUCGGCCACCAGCCUGCAGGACGUGGUGAGCUGGUACCAGUGCCACUGCCAGUCCUGCCCACAUGAGCCUGAGCUGCAGGCGCUGGAGCCCACUCUGGGCUUAUCUACGUCUGCACUGUGGCAGUGUGAGGCGGGUCACUCGUUUGUGCAGUGCCUGCCCUGGCCAGCAGGAGGAGAGUCUGAGUCAGACCUGGAGGACAGUGUGAUGGAGAAGGAUGAGGAGGACAGGCCUCCAGAGAAGAAAGCUGCCGACACUGAGAGAGGGACACUACAAGACCACGGGCAGCUGCGGGAUACAGUCAAUGAGUUGGAAGACGACGAUGAACAUGCAUCCCAAAUGGAGCAUCAGAUGACAUGCACAUCCCUCAGUGAUCUCCCAGGAUCCCCUGCGGCCCACAGCAGUCCUCCCGCCUCGGAGCAGUGUCUGGGAGACCAGGCCGUGUGGGAGAUGGAGGUGCUCAUGAACCGAGAAGCCGAUGGAAAAGCCUCGGAUCGGGAUGUGGCGAGAAAGGCGGACCCUGUCACGGAGCAGGCGGACCAUUCGGGAACAUUAGAAAAUGAGGGAAAAGGUGGAGGGGGCUCGGAGGAGAGAUAUGAAUGCAUGGUUGUCACGCCGCCCUUGACGGACGGGCGGGAGAGGGAGGAUGGAGACGAUGGUUCUGGAAAAGGUGUGGAAGAGUCGUUGACGGCCGCCUCGGCACAGAGCGAACUAUUCGAGCGGCAGGAUCUGCAGACGGUGAUGGGCGAGUGUGAGCUCCCGGACCAGCACUCCACACUGGAAGGAUCUCAAUUGAUCAUAAUUACAGGUCCCAGUUACGAGGCUCUGACGUCCGAAGGCAUUCAGCUGAACGUGGGCAGCGGUGAUGUCGAGGAGGUCACAUGUACUCUGAUCGGAGAUAUGUCCUACUGCCAGUCAGAAGCAACGACACAUCCCAACAUAGACUCAGAUCUGGGAGAGAAGCAGUUGUUAGAUCCCGGUGAAGAAACACACUGUUCGAAGAAGCUUCAGCAAUCUCUCAGUAGUGGUGUGUGUUUGUGUGUCAGGUCUAAGAGGAGCCGGCGGGGUCCGGUAAUCGAGGCAGACGGCAUGCUGAAGAUGUUCCACUGUCCGUAUGAAGGCUGCAGUCAGGUGUACGUGGCCAUUAGCAGUUUCCAGAAUCAUGUGAACCUGGUGCACAGGAAGGGCCGGACCAAAGUCUGUCCUCACCCAGGGUGCGGGAAGAAGUUUUAUCUGUCUAACCAUCUUCAUCGGCACAUGAUCAUACACUCAGGUGUACGAGACUUUAUCUGUGAGACUUGCGGAAAGUCGUUCAAACGCAAAAAUCAUCUAGAGGUGCACAGACGAACACACACGGGAGAGACGCCGUUACAAUGCGAGAUAUGUGGGUACCAGUGUCGACAGCGAGCGUCACUCAACUGGCACAUGAGGAAACACACGUCUGAAGCCCACUUCAACUACACGUGCGAACACUGCGGCAAACGCUUCGAGAAACUCGACAGCGUCAAGUUCCACAAACUCAAAAGCCAUCCAGACAAACAGUCGACAUGAGAGAGAAAAAACUCAUUCGUAUGUGCAGAAGAUUUAAAACAAUGAGGACCUGCUUGAUUAAUAAUCGAAUAGAGGACAAAUGGACCGGCAAAACACAAGAGAGACAUUGAUCGAGAGAAUCAAAACAAUGUUUUGUAAUCUGUCAAAAGUGUAUUUCUCUUUCCCGUGCUGGACACAGGAAAACAAAACUACUUCUGCUGACACUGCAUGGACAAACAUAUUAAUGUUUACAUCUGUUUUUGUGUUUUUCUUAAUCAUACAAUCAGGGUGAUAUAAUUAACCUCCGUCUGCUGUACCUUGCAGAAAACCACUGCUUCAUUAAACCCGUUACUUUACAUCGUCUUGUCCAAUCCACAUUUUGAAAGACUUUUGUAAGGAAACAGCCUGAAAUAUUCCUAGUCAUGUUAUUAUUUAUCAUCUUAUAUUUUAACAGAUCAAUUAAGAUACAAUGGGUCUUCGUUGGUUGUGCAGUGUUAAUUUGAAAGGCAAAACUUGACUUCGGACAGCACGAAAACUGCCAUUUCCAGUACAGCAUAUACAUUUUCUCCUUAUUAACUUACAACUGGUUUACUUUUCUGCAUGAAAUAAAGAGAAAUGUGCCCAAAUAUAAAAGUGAUCAUUGCUUGGAGUGAAUAUUCAGUAAAAAUGAUAAAAACGACCCAUGGACUUGAAAUGUACUGCUAAUUAUAUAUGGUAAGUGUGAACUUUGUGAUGCUGUUAGUGUUAUGAAUGAUGAGUAAUUGGUGAAAAUGCCACUAAACAGAGAAAAGGGAAGCGUUAAUUGAAUAGGCCUACUUCAACUCUCAGAUGUAAAGAAAAUUCCCCUUGUUUUCACAUUCAUUUGAAUAUCUUUGUGUUGUUGUUUGGUUUGAUGUAAAUGAUAAUUUUUGUCAUUUGUACAUCAUGUUAUUCCUACAUUUCUCAAGUUCCUGCACUGUUUUAUUAAGAGAGGAAGAUUCGGUGGAGUGGAUGAACGGAUUAAAGGGUGACUGAAAAGCACAA
Molecule: messenger RNA, 2925 nt
Organism: Pimephales promelas (fathead minnow)
Lineage: Eukaryota; Metazoa; Chordata; Actinopteri; Cypriniformes; Leuciscidae
Gene: znf653
Product: zinc finger protein 653
Biological process (GO): regulation of transcription by RNA polymerase II
Cellular component (GO): nucleus
Molecular function (GO): transcription coregulator activity
Source: RefSeq, a predicted model, not a curated record